Molecule: messenger RNA, 775 nt
Organism: Nymphaea colorata (pocket water lily)
Lineage: Eukaryota; Viridiplantae; Streptophyta; Magnoliopsida; Nymphaeales; Nymphaeaceae
Product: profilin-1
Exons: 3
Coding region: 106-501 (131 amino acids)
Cellular component (GO): cell cortex
Molecular function (GO): actin monomer binding
Source: RefSeq, a predicted model, not a curated record
CGUUCAUCCCCUCACGAUUUCAGGGCGACCGACUCUGCGUGGUUCUACGGAGCAGCGAAGCGAGAGAAAAGGCAGCCGAGAGGGGAGAAGGAAGCGGAGGCAACGAUGUCGUGGCAAGCGUACGUCGAUGAGCACCUGAUGUGCGAUAUUGACGGCAACCACCUCACCGCCGCCGCGAUCAUCGGCCAAGAUGGCAGCGUCUGGGCUCAGAGCGACGCCUUCCCGCAGUUUAAGCCGGAAGAGAUUGCUGGUAUUAUGAAUGAUUUCGCAGAGCCUGGGACUCUUGCACCAACUGGACUGUACCUUGGAUCUACCAAAUACAUGGUGAUCCAAGGCGAGCCUGGAGCCGUCAUCAGAGGGAAGAAGGGUUCUGGUGGAGUUACUGUGAAGAAAACGAACCAGGCUUUGAUAAUUGGGAUCUACGAUGAACCGAUGACCCCUGGACAGUGCAACAUGAUCGUUGAGAGGCUUGGUGACUACCUCAUCGAUCAGGGUCUGUAGCAAUUUUUAUUGGGUGUGAACUUUCUUCUCUCGGGGUGGUGAUCUUUUCUUGUACAACAAGUUUGCAUCUUCCCAACAGUGGAGUUAGUUUCCAAUGAAUAAUUAUCGUGGGCUUAUAGAGUUGUGGGGGGACAUGAUUAUUUUUCUUUACUUAUAUUUCAUAGUGUGAAGGGUGGUAUGAUCUGGGUCCUGCUACAUGCUCUCUGCAGGUUAUCUUGUUUGUGAAACUCGAUAUUGUUUUGCGGAAAAUGUUUUAGAAGCUUUUCAUUAUUCA